This is a messenger RNA of Vanessa atalanta (red admiral), 1447 nucleotides long. RefSeq names its product serine/arginine repetitive matrix protein 1-like. The record is from RefSeq and is a predicted model, not a curated record. The transcript has 7 exons. The coding region runs from base 94 to 1407 and encodes 437 amino acids. Lineage: Eukaryota; Metazoa; Arthropoda; Insecta; Lepidoptera; Nymphalidae.
CCGACUCGCUGAUCGUGCUCGGCAUGCGUCGACAACCAACGCACUUGCAUCCACCGAUUGCACACAACCGUGCGCCCCUGUGCCGGCGGCGGCAUGCUGGGGGCGCGGCUCAAGUCAUGGAUGGAAGCGCAGCUAGGGCGGGCGAAGAAGCGUAAACAGAAGCAGACUAGGCAAUCGGUAGCCCCUUCUACCGGACCAUUGCCUCCCCCACAUCUGUCGUCCCCCGAGAGCGCGUAUAGUACUGGCUAUUCUACGGAUGGUACGUCACCAGGCGCGGCCCCCGCCCCGCUCUCCGCUCCGCUCGCCGCUCCUCUCGUAGCGCCCCCGCCGCCGCCUGCUCCACCAACCACACACCUCUAUCAUGAGCCGGCAAAGCGACGUUCAAGCACAACAGUACGAAGAUGUAUACCAGAACCUCCGAUCUGUGCGACGCCCUCACCUCGACCGCGGUGUCGAAUACGUACUAACCCGUGGUUAGGGGGAACGUCCCCUAACGGAAAGAAACGAACUCCGCAUCUCUUCCAGCAACAGUCUUUGCAAUGUCCGCCACCACCACAAUUUCAAUUACAGCACGCUCCUUACUCUCUUGAUUCACACAAAUAUGGAUCAAGGUCGCCACAUAUGUCACCACACGUGUCACCACAUUUAUCUCCCCACCUAUCACCGGAGCCUUACAGAUCAUCUUAUUACAGAGGUGGGGUGUCAAGUGAUGAAGAAUGUAGAGGCGUAAAGGGCAGGGGAAGGGAAACAGCUAUACUUUCAGAUGCUGACGUUGAUUCUGAUGGAGAUACGGGAUUAGAUGGGGGAGAUGAGGAUGAGCCAGAUAGUGCAUCUUCACCGAGUAGACGAAGAGCAAGAAGACGUAGACCACCACGGAGACCACCACGUUCUGCAGGUGCAACUCCACCUCGUAUGCGUCGCCGGUUUCAUGCGCCCCCAGCACCCCCAGUACGAGAGCGUGAUCCACUGAUGGAAGCCGACAGAGAAGCGGAGAGGAAGUACCGAGAGUUGAUAAGAGAGGCUGAGAAGUUACUCGUAACAGUAUCAAGAGCACCGAUAGAACCACCUCAUAACCCAAGGAUUAGAGAAUUGAGAGCUACUGAGGUGGAAGCGCCCCGACGGAGCCCAGAACGCACUCACGUCACGAAUUUCAUCCGGGCGAACUCCCCUGAGCCUCCUCGAAGGUUGUCGCCUGUGGCACGACGCUCUCCACUCGCGGCCCCUCCACCUACCAAUCGGCCCCCCAUUCAGCCCCUUUCGCCCCAUGAUAGACCGCACUCUGAACCGCCAAAGAGAAAGGCGUACGCACGUGAUGAGGUUUUACAGACCCUGGAAAGUUUGCGCAAGAGUCUGAAGCAGCAGUCCGCGCUGCUCGCGGUGCAACGCACGCGCCUCGACUCGCUCUAACCAACUAAGGAAUAGAUGUAGAAUGUUUUGUUUAUCCUUU